UUGUUUACAUAUUUAAAUUUAGUCGUUCCGCGCGUAAGGCAGCCAGCCAGCCAGCAAGGAAAUCGAAAAGAAGAUGAAAUUACGAGAUGGCAGGAAAUAUAGUAGUCAUUCAACUACUGCAGGUGUGCCACAAACAGAAUAUUUCAAAAGAAGAAAAACAGUAAUAAAUAAAGAAACGAAAAAGAAUGCCUGUAAAGAAGAUGAGCAAAUAUCUAGAACUCUGCCUCUCCCAGAUAUGGCGCCAGUGGUCGCUCUUAAAGAUUGCAGCUUUAGCAAUGCUGCACGUGAAACAGCUUUAAAUAAAAAAUACAGCUUUGAAAAAGGGACCACUGUAGAGGCAUACAGCGCCAAUGCAAAGAAAGACAUGUUCACUGUUAAGAAUAUUAGUUCCUCAACCCUUUUGACACGCAAAGUAAUUCAAUCAGCAGAAGAGCAUGAAGUUAUGGUAGGAAGCACGUACAAACUAACAACCUCUACUCCUAUUUCACUCUCAAGAAUAGCAGCUACAACAAAUGGCAUUUUAAAAAGAAAAGACUAUGAAGUAGAGUUUAACAGUUCAUCAACAAAAGUUGAUGAACUCUUGUCUAAUAGUAUAAGAAGUACUUCCAUGAAGGAUUAUUCAUAUAAUGAAAAAUUGGGCAUAUCUAGAGAGCGACAUGUAAAUGGAUCUUUAGAAGACAGCGUUUUCCAUGAUAUAUCAUUUACAAAUUUAGGGAAAAUAUGGAAGGAUAACAGCUUUUUAAAAAUUGACGGGUCAUGUUUUAUGGAUGAUUUAUCUUGUGAUGAGGAGGAAAGGGACAGGGAGUUAAAUAUGCAUUUUUCUGUUAAUCAUAUUCAAAGAAGUCAGUAUCGACAGAAUCGUAGGGAGUGGUAUUUAAAAAGAAGGAUUUAUGCUGAGAAAACAUUCUUCUAUCGUUAUAUACUUCAGUAUAUAUUCUUCUUCACUUCUAUGACAGUUUAUGCAACAAGAAAGGUUUUGCGCUUCAUCAGGUUGAAAACUGCAAAUACAAAGUUGAUAUAUCAUGUUAAAUAUUAUACAAAUGCUGUUAGUUGUUUUACACACUUUUUGAUUUUAAAUAUAUUCAGUUAUCGUUUGAUAUACAAAUAUGUUAAAUACAAAAUGACAAGCUGGCAGAGCUGGAUAAGUUUAGUUCAGUUGGGUGCUGUUCAUGACUCUAAUAUGGUUCAUAUGUUUAUCAAUAAAAAAGUUAAAUAUAGUGAUUUACCAGAUGGUGAUGCGUUUGUUGAAAAUGGUAAAAAGGACGAAAAUGAUGACUUUGUAGCGUUUUGUUGCUGGAAUUGUGGUCUUGGUUUAUUGUGUGUCUUGUUCUUUGCCCCACUCCUUUUUUUUGGAACAACAAUUUUUGCAGGAAAUCAACUUCUAGUACUUCCAAGUCCCGCAGAAUUUAAAAUCUCAAAUGCAUAUGCACUGUUUCUCAGUGAGAAGGAAAAGAAAAUUCCAGCCUGGCAUAUCCGUCCCCCAUCUGCAACAAUGUACCCUAUUGAGAAAUCUUUUGGUACUAAACUCCCUGUUGUUUUGUAUUUACGAGAAAGUGGUCUUCCAAACUCAAAACAUCGAGUUCAAGUAUAUGAAGUGCUUACAUCUUUGGGUUAUCAUGUCAUUGUACCUAUAGAAAUUUUGAGUAGAGGUGAAACUAUUAUGGCAUGGACUUGGCUGAAAAGAAAAACUGGAAAGGUUUAUGCAUAUAUAUGGGGUGAUCAAAUGGAAACAAGAGUGUUGACUGGAUAUGCUAAAGACUUUUGUAAUGAAUUGAUUCCACCAUCAGGAGUUAUUAUCGAAUAUGAACACUCUUUUCAGCAGCAACGUAAUCUUGAGAUCUGGUCCUGCAAUUGUACACUGGUACCAAAUUUCAAGAAAGGCGAGACAUUUUUUAAAUAUAACCAUGUCAAAUGUCCUGUAACAAUCGUUGGUGAUGAACAGUUAAAUAUCUACAAUCAAGUUGUCACGUGUGUUCAAGCUGUUAUGAAGUGAAAUGUAGAUGACUUUUUCUUUUUCUAAUUUUUUUUAUUAUUUGUAGUUAUUCAAUUUUAUACUACCCCUCGGUGUAUUGACUUUUUAUUCUUGUUUUUUAUAGUCUUAUCUUUUAAUUUUCUUUGAUAUUAUUUAAAUUGUAGAGCAAUAACGUUCAACUUGCAUUAGGAUUAAAAUGAAAAAUUCUGGGGAGUCUGGUUGUUUUAUUCUUGUGAAUUGUUUUAUAAUCAAAACAUUUGAAAUAUUUAUUUCAGGAAUAAUAUAUACACAAUGUUAUUUUGUAUUAUGUGUUUUUUUCUUAAAAUGAAGUGUUUUUAAAGUUAAUUACCUCAUGCAGAGUGAAACUUAAAAUUAAACUUUUAUUUCUAACAUAUACAAUUCGCAAGCUGUGGAAUUCACCUCUUUUCAGUUAACAACGUUUAGAAAAGUGUUAAUAACAUACUGUGAUGUACUUCAUGGAUGGCGUGAGUUGUACGUAAAAUUAGAUUUUUCAAAAAUAUUUUAUACCGCAAAACUAAUUUCUGAUAAAAUUUCACAAAAACUCACAAAGCAGACAGAUCAAUGUGUGGAGAAGAAAAAUGCGAAAUUUUAUUCCAACCAAUAUUUCUUUGCAUCUCUGUUCUUUAAGGUUAUUGUUGCUAAAUAUGCCAAAAAUAAUGAUCUCGUUGCCCUACAUAUGUGUCUGUGAAUUUUUACAAUGAAAUGUGGGUUAAUUUGUAAUAUAUAUUUUUCUGCACCUAAGUAUAUUACGUCAUUGCUUUUCAUUUUUGUUUAUUCGUAUUUAUAAUAUUUAUAAUUUAUACUACAACAUUAAUGAGGGGAAAAAAAGCAUCUGCUCAA
Messenger RNA from Hydractinia symbiolongicarpus, 2833 nucleotides. RefSeq lists its product as uncharacterized. The coding region runs from base 74 to 1993 and encodes 639 amino acids. NCBI's taxonomy places the organism in Eukaryota, Metazoa, Cnidaria, Hydrozoa, Anthoathecata, Hydractiniidae. The record is from RefSeq and is a predicted model, not a curated record. The transcript is spliced from 6 exons.